Molecule: messenger RNA, 1013 nt
Organism: Octodon degus (degu)
Lineage: Eukaryota; Metazoa; Chordata; Mammalia; Rodentia; Octodontidae
Gene: Josd2
Product: Josephin domain containing 2
Exons: 5
Coding region: 268-834 (188 amino acids)
Biological process (GO): protein deubiquitination
Molecular function (GO): cysteine-type deubiquitinase activity
Source: RefSeq, a predicted model, not a curated record
CAGGCAAAGGGCGAGGGCCGCGGUUGGGGUUCUGGUCGGAGAAAAGGCUCAAGAACUUGGUGACGGGUUGGAGGCCUGGUUGCCAGGUGAUAGGAAAAGGAACUGUUGCUUAGUGACUCGGGAGGGUGCUGUUGCCAGGUGACAAGAGAAUAGUUUUUUAAUGAGCGGGGAAGGGGUGUCUUCUGUUUCUAGGCGACCAGAAGAAACCCUGUUACCUAGAGACAGGAGAGGAGGAGUCCUCUAUUGCUAGCAGGAGCUGAGGGCAGCAUGUCCCAGGCCCCAGGAGCACAGCAGAGUCCACCCUCCGUGUACCAUGAGCGGCAGCGCCUGGAGCUGUGUGCCAUCCACGCCCUCAACAACGUCCUGCAGCAGCAGCUGUUUAGCCAGGAGGCUGCCGAUGAGAUCUGCAAGAGGCUGGCCCCAGACUCCCGGCUGAACCCCCACCGCAGCCUCCUGGGUACUGGCAAUUAUGACGUCAACGUGAUCAUGGCAGCCCUGCAGGGCCUGGGCCUGGCCGCCGUGUGGUGGGACAGGAGGAGGCCCCUGUCCCAGCUGGCCUUGCCUCAAGUACUGGGGCUGAUCCUGAACUUGCCCUCACCUGUGUCACUGGGCCUGCUGUCCCUGCCACUGCGCCGGCGGCACUGGGUGGCCCUGCGCCAGGUGGGCGGCAUCUACUACAACCUGGACUCCAAGCUGCGGGCACCGGAGGUCCUAGGGGACGAGGAUGGCGUCAGGGCCUUCCUGGCAGCCGCCAUGGCCCAAGGGCUGUGCGAGGUACUGCUGGUGGUGACCAAGGAGGUGGAGGAGAAGGGUUGCUGGCUGCAGACCGACUGACCAGCCGACAGACCAUCUGCCCGCCCACAGGGACUGCCUCAGUGCUGCCUGGCACGGUGCUCGCAACCACAGCCAGUCUGAGUUCAAGUGCCGGGGAAGGGCCUGUGUGUGCCGGCCCCUCCCCAUGUUCCCCACUCCCCACGCCGCUGCUGCCUCAAUAAAUCUGCUGAUCUGCUCCA